Molecule: messenger RNA, 795 nt
Organism: Hibiscus syriacus
Lineage: Eukaryota; Viridiplantae; Streptophyta; Magnoliopsida; Malvales; Malvaceae
Product: putative F-box protein PP2-B12
Exons: 3
Coding region: 1-795 (264 amino acids)
Molecular function (GO): protein binding
Source: RefSeq, a predicted model, not a curated record
AUGGAUUUCACGAGGAUACUACCAGAAGAGUGCCAAGCUCUGAUCAUAUCGUUGACUUCGCCGGAGGACGCUUGCCGGUCGGCCAUGGUUUCUCCUUCUUUGAGAUCAGUUGCAGACAGCGAUGCAGUGUGGGAAAAGUUUUUGCCUUGUGAUUAUCACUCCAUCGUUUCAUCAUCAUCAUCAUCAUCGUUGCUUUCACUGGGGAAGAAGGAUCUUUACUUCCAUCUAUCUUCUCAUCUCAUCCUCGUCCAAAACGAUACCAUGAGCUUUCAGUUGGAGAAAAGGAGUGGGAAAAAAUGGUAUAUGCUGGGGGCAAGAGCACUUUCCAUUAUAUGGGGAGAUACACCUGCCUAUUGGAUUUGGACAUCCCAACCAGAUUCUAGGUUCCCCGAAGUUGCCGAGCUCAAACUAGUAUGGUGGCUUGACGUGAAGGGAAAGAUCGAGACCCGAAUUUUAUCUCCCAACACAAACUACGCAAUAUACCUUGUGUUUCGACUAAGAUAUCGUCAUACAAGCGGGUUUAGAAGAAGAACCGUAGGUUUAAAUGUGAAUAUCGACGGAAUGAUCCCGAUGGGAGCGCGGAGGGUGUCGUUGGACUCACGAGAUGAACCCCAACAUCUGAGAGAGAGAGGAGAUGAGUGGAUGGAGGUUGAAAUGGGUGAGUUUUGGAAUGAAUGUGGUGAUGGUGGAAGUGUGGAGUUUUGUCUUAAGGAGAUUGAUACAAAUUUCCAUAAGCGAGGCCUCAUUAUUGAAGGAAUUGAGAUUAGGCCUAAAGACAUCGUUCCUUCUUCAUAA